Messenger RNA from Tilletiopsis washingtonensis, 2124 nucleotides. RefSeq lists its product as hypothetical. Gene Ontology annotation, cellular component: cytosol. The record is from RefSeq and is a predicted model, not a curated record. Gene Ontology annotation, molecular function: aldose reductase (NADPH) activity. NCBI's taxonomy places the organism in Eukaryota, Fungi, Basidiomycota, Exobasidiomycetes, Entylomatales. The transcript has 4 exons. Bases 1 to 2124 code for a protein of 707 amino acids.
AUGCACCCGUCUCUUGCGGCCCGCCGCGCCGCCGUGUCCUCCUGGACACUGGCUAAUGGCGCACAGAUCCCCAAGAUCGGCUUCGGCACGUGGAAGAUGAACAAGGAGCAGGCGCUCAGCUCCGUCGGACACGCCCUCAAGACGGGCUACCGGCACCUCGACUGCGCCUGGGCGUACCGGAAUGAGGACGCCGUCGGCGAGGCGAUCCGCAAGUCGGGCAUCAGCCGCAACGAGCUCUUCAUCACCUCGAAGCUCUGGAACACGUUCCACGGCGACAACGUCGAGGCCGGCCUCGACGCCACGCUCAAGGACCUCGGCGUCGACCACCUCGACCUCUACCUGAUCCACUGGCCCGUCGCCUUCUCCAACCCCAACGUCUCGCAGAUCUCGUCGAUCAAGUCGCAGACGGGCCGCCCCGUCGAGGUGCCGCACCUCUCCGGCGACAUCACGGCGACGUGGGCGCGCAUGGAGGAGAUGGUGCAGAAGGGCAAGGUGCGCAACAUCGGCAUCUCCAACUUCAACAUCCGCCGCACCGAGGAGCUGCUGGCCGCGUCGACGACGCACAACCCCGUCAUCAACCAGGUCGAGGUCAACUUUGGCGUCGCCAACGAGGAGCUGCUGCACUACUCCGAGGCGCACCAGAUCAUGCUGCAGGCCUACUCGCCGCUCGGCGGCAGCGGCUACGCGCAGGGCUACCUCGAGGACCCCGUGGUGCAGGACGUGGCGCAGCGCAACAACAUGACGCCCGCGCAGGUGCUGCUGGCGUGGCCCAUGGCGCGCGGCAUCAUCCCGAUCGUCAAGAGCAACACGCCGCAGCGCAUCGAGGAGAACUUUGCCGCCGCCGAGAAGAGCAUCGCGUGGGACGACGUCGUGCACCUGACGCGCGAGAGCGAGGCGCGCGGCAUCGAGCGCACCGUCGACCCCAGCGAGGCGUGGGAGACGGACCUGGACAUCUUCGAGGACGGCAAGGACCAGACGCGCCUGCUCGGCCUCAAGAAGACGUCGCUGGAGGUGCCGCCGGCACACAAGGCCGACGGCUCGCACUUCCUCGAGCCGCGCAACGACCCCGAGGCCAAGCCCAUUGGCCCCGGCGGCACUGCCGUGCGCGAGAUGCACUCGCUGGCCAACGUCGCCAGCAGCUCGCGCGUCAGCCGGCCGACGGCGCUGCAGGUGGCCCUUGGCGGCCGCCGCGCCAUGUCCUCGUCGGUGCGCGCGCGUGCCGCCGCGGCGCCGUCCACCAGCGGCGAGGCGGCCCCGCCGUCGGCGUCUGAGACGCCCGCCGUGAGCGCCAGCCCGCUGCUGGCCAACUCGUCGAAGGCGGCGCUGCGCACGCCGGGCCUCAAGUUCACCGAUGGAGAGGACGGGGUCACGCGCGAGACGCGCAAGAUGAACCUCUACACGGUGCGUCGCGGCGCGCGCUCCUUUGCCUCUGUCGCCGCGUCUUCCGCACCGUCGCCCGCUGCGCCGUCGUCGCUGGAUGUGGCCCCGGUCGCCCGCCCCGGGCGGACGUACACGGCGCGCAAGGCGUUCCUGUACGAGCAGUACGCGCGGCUCAUCGCCGAGAGCCCGCUCAUGAUCGUCUUGACGCACCACAACCUGUCCGUGGCGGACGUGUCGCGCAUCCGGCGGGACCUGGCCGCAAUCCCGGCGCCGGAGGAGGGAGUGCAGGCGAGCCUGACAACGGUGCGCAGCGGCGUGCUGCGGCCGCUGCUGCGCAACCACGCCUCGCUGGGCGUGCAGUCGCUCGAAGAGGCGCUCGAGGGCCCGACUGCCCUGCUGACCGUCGGUGCCCUCUCGCCCUCCCACCUCAGUCGCGUGCUGGCCGUGCUUGAGCGCCACUCGGGCGCAAAGGCCAUGGCCGCGGCGGCGCAGGAGGGCGCGGCGCCGGCAAAGGUGCCGCGCAUCGUGCCGCUCAUCGGCCUCGUGCAAGGGCGGUCACUGCGCCUGCCGGCGCUCAAGGCUGUCGGCGAGCUGCCCGACCUGGCCACGCUGCGUGCCCAGCUCGUCGGCCUGCUCUCGUCGCCGGCGUCGCAGCUGGCCGCCGUGCUGAGCCGUGCCGCCGGCGGCGACAUUGCGCUCGCCCUCGAGGCGCGCAAGCGGUCGCUCGAAGAGCCGUCCGCUUGA